CGGUCGAAGACCGGGGGGGGGCUCCGCGGGGCUGCCUUGCCCCUCCGCGGCAAGGCAGGACUUCAUUUCCCGGCGCUCCACGCGGCAGGAAGCUCGUCCCGAAGCGCGCGCGAGGCUCGCUCGGCCCCGGGUCGCUUAUGGACGGCUCGGCCCCGCCGCCGCCGGUGUACGUGUACGGCGCCGAGUACGUGGCGCGAUGCGACGCCCUGUGCAAGGUCCCGCGGCGGGCCAGCAUGGUGCACGCGCUGGUGGAAGCCUACUCGCUGCUGCAGCACAUGAGGGUCAUCCAGCCGCGCCCCGCCCGCAUGGAGGAGAUGGCGGCCUUCCACACCGACGCCUACCUGCAGCACCUGCAGCAGGUCAGCGAGGACGGCGACGAGGACCACCCGGACUCCGCCGAGUUCGGACUCGGCUACGACUGCCCGGCCAGCAAGGGCGUCUUCGAGUACGCGGCGGCGGUCGGCGGGGCCACCCUGACGGCGGCGCGGUGCCUGGUGGAGGAGAAGGGCCGGGUGGCCAUCAACUGGGCCGGCGGCUGGCACCACGCCAAGAAGGACGAAGCUUCGGGCUUCUGCUAUCUGAACGAUGCGGUGCUGGGCAUCCUACAGCUGCGCCGGAGAUUUGACCGGGUUCUCUACGUUGACCUCGACUUGCAUCACGGGGACGGACUACCUGAAAAGGCCCGAAUGCCGGAUGCUGAACGGGAGCUGGGCAAGACCGACUCCGGGUCGGGAACAAAGGGCAUCUCCCUCUUUGCUGUCUGCGCAGGUGUUGAAGACGCUUUCAGCUUCACCUCCAAAGUCAUGACGGUGUCUCUGCACAAGUUUGCUCCUGGAUUUUUCCCAGGAACAGGAGACGUGACAGAGGUGGGCUUGGGGAAGGGGCGCUACUACAGCGUCAAUGUGCCCCUUCAGGAUGGCAUCAGGAACGAGACAUACUAUCAGAUCUGUGAGGCGGUGCUAAAGGAUGUGCAUGCUGCUUUCCACCCUGAAGCCGUAGUCCUGCAAUUGGGAGCAGAUACGAUUGCGGGCGACCCCAUGUGUGCAUUCAACCUGACCCCGGAGGGGAUUGGCAAGUGCCUGAAUUAUGUGCUACAAUGGCAGCUGCCGACCCUUAUUCUGGGGGGAGGAGGCUAUCACCUUGCUAACACUGCUCGCUGCUGGACAUACCUGACUGGAGUCAUUCUGGGAAAAACGUUGCCCUCUGAAAUUCCCGAUCAUGAGUUCUUCACGGAAUAUGGCCCCGACUACGUGCUGGAAAUCACUCCAAGCUGCCGGCCAGACCGGAACGAGCCUCAGCGCAUUCAGGAGCUCCUUGGCUGUGUGAAAGCACACCUGAAACAUGUGACUUAGUGGGAAAGAGGGCUCCCUUCUCUCCAGAGCCACUGCACCUGGGAGCAGCUGUUGAAGAGUCUGCAGAGAAACUGCACAGAAAUUGUUUGUGCAGCUUGGAGCAAGAAGGUGUUAAAGGAAACCUCCCCCCCACCCACCCCAGCCUGGACUUCCAGCCUCGUCCCUUGCAGAGGCAGCUCAUUCUGGAAGGAGUGGAAGGCCCCAGCCCUGGACCUCUUGGACUGGCAGGAGCACAGCAAGAUGAGCCCCCUCUAUGUUGGUCUUUUUUUAACAGCUGUUUGCCUUGAAAUAAAAAGCUGGAUGACUUUG
Molecule: messenger RNA, 1661 nt
Organism: Ahaetulla prasina
Lineage: Eukaryota; Metazoa; Chordata; Lepidosauria; Squamata; Colubridae
Gene: HDAC8
Product: histone deacetylase 8
Exons: 11
Coding region: 138-1352 (404 amino acids)
Molecular function (GO): histone deacetylase activity
Source: RefSeq, a predicted model, not a curated record